Messenger RNA from Ilex paraguariensis (yerba mate), 789 nucleotides. Lineage: Eukaryota; Viridiplantae; Streptophyta; Magnoliopsida; Aquifoliales; Aquifoliaceae. The record is from the annotation of a GenBank genome assembly.
AUGGGCGAAAAGGUAAAAUGGAGCUUGACCUCCGCCCUGAUCGGCGCAGCCACAGCCACCGCCACGACGGCGAUACUCUCAUCUAGGCCUCGAGACCCAACGUUCCACCUAAUCUCAGUCAACCUCAGCUCUCUCAAACUCAACUUCCCACUCCUCGACGCCGAACUGAUCCUCACCAUCCACGUCACCAACCCCAACAUCGCCCCCGUCGACUACUCCGCCGAGUUGUCCAUCUUCUACGAAGGAUCUCUUCUCGGCUCGGCUAAAGUCAAAGCCGGCUCGCAGGCCCCUCGGUCUUGCCAGCUCCUCCACCUUCCGACUAGGCUCAGCGGUGUUGAGCUGGCUCAUCACGCGACGAAGUUUCUGGCGGAUGUGGCGGCGAGAGAGAUGGUGCUCGACGCGGCGGCGGAGAUCGAGGGUGUGGCUAAGGUGUGGUGGUGGAACCAUAAGUUUAGGGUCCACGUGGAUAGUCGCGUGACCGUUGAUCCGUUGUUCCUGGAAGUUGUUGAUCAGGAUAAUAAGUCCCAGAUGGAGGUUGCUCUUGUAGCUUUGGCUACAAAGAUAUGUUGUCAACUGUUAAAUCUUAGCCGUUUGUUAUUUAUUCUACUUUGCCUGUUAUCUCAGCCAUUGAUCUCAGGAGCGGGUCCUCUACGCAAAGCCUUGCGAGGUGCAGCAGAUCUGGGCGACUUCAGGCAACUUCUACGACCUCAGGCAGCUUCGACUUCAGGCAACUCCGACUACAGGCAACGAUUAAAGCUAGCUCUUGGUAAAACAGAGGUGUUGGAGUGA